AUGUUAAAGCACUGCCUAUUUUGGUUCACUUUUGGACUAACUUUUACUGGAAAACCUUUUUGGAUAAAAGGUGUAUCUUCUGAACAGACACCCAGACUUUCCACAUUAGAAAUAAUCAUUCCUCGAAGUCUGACAGGCAGAGAGAAACAUCACCCAUUUUUUCAUGAGGAGCAUUCAGAUGACAACCUUUCUUACUCAGUGAAAACCAGAAAUGGAACAUAUCUCCUAAAACUGAAGAAAAAUAAAAAGCUUGUUAGUGAAGACUUUAUGCUGUUUACAUAUGGGGAAAAUGGGAAACUGGAGGCAACACAAUCCAAAAACGAGACACACUGUUAUUAUCAUGGCAUUGUUGAAGGAAUUGCUGACUCAACAGUUGCUCUCAGCACCUGUGAUGGCCUGAGGGGAAUCCUCUACAUUGGUGGCAAAUGGUAUGGAAUGGAGCCACUCAACACAUCCAGCACAUUUGAACACGUGUUUUAUGAAUUAGAAGACAAGCAGGACGUGCCCUUCCACUGUGGGGUGCUGAACGGCAGCCUUCAGCACGAGAAGAUGUUUGUCAAGCAGGCUGUGGAGUACACAUUCUCAUCAAACACUACCUCUAGCAGGGAGAAGCUUUUGAGGGAGAAGCGAGCUGUCCUGCCUCAGAAAAGCUAUGUAGAAUUAUUUGUGGUUGUGGACAACCAGAGGUUUUUGCUGAAGAAUUCUGAUCCUGCUGCGGUGCAAAAGGAAACAGUUGAGCUGAUUAAUUAUGUUGAUGGGAUGUAUAGACCAUUAAACAUCCAGAUUGUUUUGGUUGGAUUGGAGAUUUGGACAGAUGCAAACCACAUAUCUGUAAUGGAUGGUUCAGCUGGGGAUGUUCUGGGUAGAUUUGUUUCUUGGAGACAGAAAGAUCUUCUUAAGAGAUCAAGAAAUGAUGUCAGUCAUCUCAUAAUAGGGAGAGGCUCUUUCAGGGGAUCCAUUGGAAUGGCUUUUGUGGGUACUGUCUGCUCACAAGUGCAGGGAGGGUCAAUCAGCACUUUGAAUCAUGACAAUAUGUUACGUCACGCCACGGUGGUUGCACAUGAGUUGGGGCAUAAUCUCGGAAUGAAACAUGAUGAUAAGAGGUGUCCUGCAUCCUAUAUCAUGCACAGCACAGAUAAUGGAUCCAGGAAUUUCAGCACCUGCAGUGCUGAUGAUUUUGAGACCCUUAUUCUAAAUGGAGGAGGAAACUGCCUUAGAAAUCCUCCCAUGACGAGUAAUGUGUACAGAGAACCUGUCUGUGGUAAUAAUGUGGUUGAUAACAACGAAGAAUGUGACUGUGGCAAACCACAGGAAUGCUCCAACCCCUGCUGUGAUGCUGCAACCUGCAAACUCACACCUGGAUCCCAGUGUGCUCAAGGACUGUGCUGCAAAAAUUGCAAGUUCAAAGUGGCAGGAGCAGAGUGCAGAGCCAAAAGGGAUUUCUGUGAUCUCCCUGAAUACUGCAAUGGAAGCAAUGCCUACUGUCCAGAGGACGUUUACAUCAUGAAUGGUCACCCAUGCAGCAACAACAAGGCAUAUUGCUACUAUGGAGUUUGCCAGAGUUUUGAUUCACAGUGUGAAGCUAUAUAUGGGAAAGGGGCACGGAAAGCACCUGAUAUAUGCUUUGAGAAAGCAAAUAUUAAAGGAGAUAGGUUUGGAAACUGUGGAAUGAAAGGUGGAGUGUACAAGAAAUGCCCUGUCCAGCACAGUCUGUGUGGCAAACUCCAGUGCACAUCUGUCAGUCUCCAAAACCUUCCUGCCUGGAGUGUUGUCAAUAAUGCAUCUGGGGUUUUAUGCUGGUCUUCUGACUUUGACCUAGGGACAGAUAUCCCUGAUCCUGCUCAAGUUCAUGAAGGGACAGCCUGUGGAGAAAACAAGGCCUGUGUAGGUUUCGAAUGUGUUGAUGCAACAUUUCUGGGCUACAACUGUGAUGUAAAGCAGAAGUGUAAUAAUAAUGGGGUGUGUAACAACAACGGGAACUGCCACUGCAAUGCAGGAUGGGCCCCUCCGUUCUGUAACCAGUCUGGCUACGGAGGCAGCGUUGACAGUGGUCCUGCCCACAUAGACACAUCACUUCGGGAUGGGCUGCUUAUCUUCUUCUUCCUUGUGCUGCCAGUUGCCAUCGUUGCUGCAUUAGCAAUAAUUAAGCGGGAUGCAAUAAGGAGAAAAUUUUGCAGGAAGAGUAGAAGACAGCACAGGGAUAACAAUGUGCAGGAAGCAAAGCAAGAUAACAAACCAAGUCAUGACACAAGAAAUAAUCAGCCUGCCACAUCAAGUCCAGAUAUUUUUACCAUAUUGCAUUUUCCUGGUACAAGGCACCCAGUACAAACCCAAUUUCCUGCAGUUCCCUCAGGACCUCAACGACCCCCAGUCCCACCUAGACCAGCAGUCUGAAAAGCUUCUUGGGAACCCUCAACCAAUUCUGACAAGUAACUGGCCUGAAAA
Molecule: messenger RNA, 2445 nt
Organism: Manacus vitellinus (golden-collared manakin)
Lineage: Eukaryota; Metazoa; Chordata; Aves; Passeriformes; Pipridae
Product: disintegrin and metalloproteinase domain-containing protein 9
Exons: 22
Coding region: 1-2394 (797 amino acids)
Biological process (GO): proteolysis
Cellular component (GO): plasma membrane
Molecular function (GO): metalloendopeptidase activity
Source: RefSeq, a predicted model, not a curated record